Molecule: messenger RNA, 2154 nt
Organism: Solanum pennellii
Lineage: Eukaryota; Viridiplantae; Streptophyta; Magnoliopsida; Solanales; Solanaceae
Product: probable ubiquitin-conjugating enzyme E2 24
Exons: 10
Coding region: 268-1893 (541 amino acids)
Source: RefSeq, a predicted model, not a curated record
UGUUACGUAAAAAGUAAUAUUAAUCAUAAUAAUUCUAUUAUAUACAUACAUAAUAUAGAAACUUGUAUAACUAACUAUUAAGUUAGUUAGCCUUAAUUAGCUGAUUAGGAUUUUAGUUAAUUAACUAACUAUACUUAAACAGACUAUAAGUCAAAAAAAUUAAAAUCAUUUACUCUACUAUUUUGUUACUUCCUCAUCACGACACCGAUCCUUCUCUCCGUUCACUGCUCGCCGGCGACUUCCAUCUCCGUUCACCUCUAUUUUUAGAUGGAAGGUGAAGAUAAUGCCAAGUUAGACUCUCCUUCGGGCCUUCCAGUUGACAAUGACUCUGUAUCGGACAAUGCCAGUGAAGAAUUGGAGAAUGACAGGGGAAGAAUGUUAAGACUGGGGGACUUUGUUGCUCACAUUUCUGAUCUAGAUAAGGCACUUGGACAAGUAGUUCAAAUAAAUCAAUCAUUUCUUAUGUAUGAUGUGAAAAAGCUCAAGCCUUCGCAAUACAUUCCAUCUAACCAACUGAAGCGUGUAACAAAAUUCUUGGAGGGAGAUAUGGUAGUCCUUGACAAUUGGUUGGGUAGGGUAGAUUUUGUUCUCCGUGAUGUUACUGUAAGGUUCAUGAAUGGAUCUUUACGCACUUUUAAAGGAGGGAUGGGUCUUCAGCCACAUGAUGAUUGGGAUGGUCUUUCACUACAUCUUGGACAGAAGGUGAAUGUUUCCCCGAAACGGACAUGUACAAUAACAGAACUGUUCGAUGGAUCAGUAUAUGUUAUAUGGAUCAUUAAUUCUGAUGGCAAUGACGACUCCCCUCCCCUUGCUAAACAAGAUCCUGACAGGUUGACCCUAGUGUUUCCAUUUUGCUCCACUUGGAAAAUUGGAAAUGUAUGCGGGCAUGAGCUUUCAAAAUCUGAAACUGAAUUUUUACUUGGUGAUGUCGAAACUUCUGUUGAUGUGACUUGGCAAAAUGGGAUAACUGAAAAGAACCUACCAUCAUCAAUACUGAAACCCAUUUCUGAUCUUGGAGUUCACGAUUUCUUCAUCGGUCAAUAUGUGGUAUUGGAUAAUUCUGAUGGUUUGGGAGUCGUCAAAUCUGUUGAUCACAAGGAGAAAACCACAACAGUUAGAUGGCUAAAUAUCCCAAAUGAGGAAAUCAUUAGUUCUUGCCACCUAAAUCGACUUUUUAACUAUAACCUGGGUAACUUGGUGUUGCGCCGAAUAACAAGAGAAGCUGAAAAUUCUCAUUUGUCCUCCUUUGGGAAUAUAAUCGGCUUCAAAGAUGGCAACAUUGAGGUUACAUGGGCUGAUGGUACUAUCUCUAUGGUUCAACCUCAAGAACUUCAUGGUGUUAUUGAUCGAGAAAAAUAUGAGGAUACUGAUGAAUUUGCAAGCAACGGUAUUGAACAGGAAGUUGAGGAGGAUGCAUUGGUUGUAAAAGUUCCCGAAUUUAAAGUUGAUUUGUUGGACUUUGUCGACCUGCGGUGUGUUCGCUGCCUUAAUGGAAGCCGCAUCCACUGUUUCAACAAUGCCCUAGAAAAGGAUUACAGAGAGUUGAAGGGCUUGACCUUGGAGAGCGUUGCAGAUGAGCAGCUAUUGAUUUACUUACCUUUUUACCAGCCUAUCAAUUUGCAUUCAUUGGUUAUUGGAGGACUCAUGGAGGAAGGUCCUAAAACUGUGAAGCUGUUUGCUAACAAAAGGCACUUUGAUAUCAGUGAUGCUGCUAAAACCACUCCGAGAGACACAGCAAUUUUAUCUGAAGAUAAUCUCAGGGGAGUAACAGUAAAGGUGAAUCAAAUUAAUUUUCAACGCAUUCACAGUGUGACUAUUUUUAUCGAGGACAAUCAGUAUGGUUCCGAACUUACAAGAGUUCAAAGAAUUUAUUUGUUUGGAACACUGAACUAAAGAGGUAGGUGAACACCAAGAGUAGCGUAAUGGAGAGUUGUAGAUUUUUUGUACAUCUUGAGGAAUUUCUUUCAGUGUUUUGUAAGAUUGUAGAGAUGAGUGUGUGUAUAGGGGCGUCAAAGAUGACAACAAACAAUUUUUCUUUUGUGAUACGUAAUUGUACUUUUGAGUUUUGUAAAUUUUAGACAUGAAGUUUGGCUAGCGAAUUUUGAACAUCUUAUGAUUCUAUUCUCGUGUUUAUAGUAUAUCUAAUUGUGAAUA